CGAGAAGGCAGGUCGGCAGACUGGGAGAAACUAUACUAGCACACUGUAGAUGCGGAGAGGUGCGUGGGAUCUACAGAGGAUGAUUGAAAGUUGCCAGUGCUGAGUCACACAGCAGAAUGCCUGUUGUGCCCCGUGGGGCCUCGCAACACCACACUGCGCCCGUAGCCUGUGCAAUCAUCUGUUCCUUGCUGUUAAUCCUCAUCCAUCCUGCCUUUUGCCAAAAACCUGCAAAGUUGCCUCUGGUGGGCCGUAAGCCUUUCCUGGCAGCAUGGAACGCCCCGCUGGACAUGUGCACGCUGAAGUACAAAGUCAACGUCAGUCUUGAUCUCUUCCACAUCAGCGGAAGUCCACGAGCAGUCCACACGGGUCAGAAUGUCACCAUCUUCUACGCCAACCGUCUGGGCUACUACCCUUUCUACAACGAGGAGGGGGUACCCAUCAACGGAGGCCUACCUCAAAACAGCAGUCUCAAAGAGCACCUUCACAAAGCCAGAAAAGACAUAGCGCACUUUAUACCCUCCGAAGACUUCCGUGGCCUGGCUGUAAUCGAUUGGGAGUACUGGAGACCGCAGUGGAGUCGAAACUGGCAAAAGAAGGACAUUUACCGCCAGCGUUCCCGCGAGCUGAUCGAGCGGGCCUACGUUAACGUAACGCUAGAGCAGGUGGAGGAGCUUGCACAAUUGCGGUUCGAGAAGACUGCCAAGGAGUUAAUGCGGCGCACGCUGCAGCUCGGCACGCAAACCCGUCCGAAUGGCCUCUGGGGUUUCUACCUGUACCCCGACUGCCACAAUUACAACGUGCACGCACAUGACUACAACGGCACGUGCCCUCAGCAGGAGAGAGUUCGGAACGACGAGCUGUUUUGGCUGUGGAACAGCAGCACUGCCCUUUUUCCGGCACUGGCUAUACGUAAGGGCCACACGGACAGCAUUCACAACCUGCACUUCUCGAAAAAUAGAGUGCUGGAGUCGCUGAGGCUGGCCUCCCUUACCUCACUGCCUUAUGACCUGCCUACAUAUGUAUACACACGGCUGGGCUACAGGGAUGAUGCCAUGGCAUUUCUGACCCAGAAGGAUUUGAUACAAACAAUAGGAGAAAGUGCUGCUCUGGGUGCAGCAGGUUUCGUCAUUUGGGGGGAUCUCAACCUCACGUCCUCAAGGCACAACUGUUCCAAAGUCAAGGCGUUUCUAAACCACAGACUGGGACAGUACAUCACUAACGUUACCCGGGCAGCCGAAGUCUGUAGCGACUCCUUGUGUCAGUCCAACGGACGCUGUGUCCGCCGAGACCCUGAGGAACCACACUACCUACACCUGAGCCAAUCCAGCUACCGCAUCCACUCCAACAGGAACGGCACGUUCAGAGUGACCGGAUAUCACUCUCAGCAAGAGCUCCACCUGCUGACCGAGAGGUUCCGCUGUCACUGUUACCAGGGGUACCGGGGUGACCGCUGCGACAGCAUAGAGUCAGAGGAGAAGGAAGAAGACAAUAUGAUCAAAGAGAAUGUGGAGGAGGUGAGGGAGGAGGAACACGAAGAUACGAGCGAUGCAGCGGUGCAUUUAGAAAAAGCCCUCAUUCUGACUCUUCUGCUCAUCUUCUUAAACUUUGUUUGUAUUCAAGAGUGAAACACGUCAUUUAUGUGCCACUGGCAUCCUUAUAAUCGAUAGCCACAACCCAAAACCAUACUUUUGGUAUGUAGCAAGUGUUUCGGUGAAAGGACGCUUAAAGAAAAGUUUUAAACAUUUUACACUUCAACUUCGCCAAAAAAACAAUAUUUCUACAUUACAAAGACGAUUCCCGUAAAAAAAACAAUUCGGUCAAUAUUAACACAUGAACGCUCCCUUUAAACUGAAAUAGCAGAACAAUACAAAUAGAAUAUGUCACACGUCACCUGUGAGGAAAUGUAGCCAUAGAGCCUGAAGAUGGAACAUUUAUUUUUGUGAUUUUGCAUUUUUUAAGAUUGUUACAGUGGUGCUGAAUGGUGAUGUAGAGACGCAAGCCUUUGCACAAACUUUAUUCUAAGUAGAUAUGUAGAAUGACUGUUCUGAACUUUAGUUUUUCAUUAUAUGCUCUUUGAUCUGAACUGAAUUCUGGGUUAUUUGUUCAUGUCUGUUUGCCCCGAAAAGGUUUACACAUACUGUUUUGACAAAGCACUGAAACCAAAAUGCUUUUCUUGACUUUUCUGAACAAGACCUAGAAUGUUCCCCUUUUCCUUUGCUAAUCACAGUUAAUCUUGCAAAAAAUGACUAGUGCAGGAUGAUGUCAUCAAUAUUUUUGUUCCCUUUUCCUAAAAUAUUUACUGUAAAAAACCUGCUUAACAUACUACUCUAGUAAACUAGCAUAGCUAAAAAAUGUUUGCUUUCAAAUUAUAAUACUUGCUGUAAGAGCACUUCAUAGUCAGAGAGCAUGAAGUAUUCAAUGCAAUACACACUGAAUAUGUGUGAUCGGUAUAAUUCGAACAUCAUGCUUCCCAAUACAAUCAAAACUUUUAAAGCUAGACAAAAGUUUGAUCUGUCAACAUAGACACUAUAGCAUUUAGCGAAGCCUAAAAUAUACUGUAUAUAAUCAACUCGUGCUAGUGGUGCCUUAACCCUCAUCCUUCUGUCUAUAAUAAUAAUAAUAAUAAUAAUAAUAAUAAUAGUUUAAUAUGCCUCAAAUUAUGCAAUCAUUUUGAGAAACAGACAAGCGCUUGAAUGUUUGUUGUAGUUCUAUUUGAAGCUUGUAGUGCGGCCCACAGCAAAAUAAUAUUGAAUCCUGCUCAUCAUAACUUAAAAAAAAUUCAAAGAUGUGGUUGUUUUCUGUCUAUGUAACUUGAAAGCUUUACAAAUACAGUACAAACACAUGAACUGAACUCUUUCACCCUAUUUGGAGCUUUAAUAUUGCACAAUACAAUCAAUUCAUGUACUUGUUAUAGCGGACAUAACCAGAGUUUAAGCUAUUAUAGGAAUUGCACAAAUUGUUAAUCUUUUCCCAAAAUAUUCCCAAAUUGUUUAUUAAGACAAAAAAGAUUGAAGAUGUUUGUGUUUACACAUUUGCAUUUGCAAGAAAUGCUACAGAAUGCUGCGGUGUGAAAACUAAUAAUGAUUGUAUUUUUUAACUGUUCUUUAUGAAGCAAGCCAGAAUCAUUGAUACUGGAAAUAUACAGUAGGACGGAAUACCUCAAUGGUUUGAGCAAAUCUGCAAAUUGUUACAAGUUGCAAAACAUGUCCACCAAAUAUUUUGUAUCUCCAGUUUUAGGUUCAAGGAUAAUUGCACAAUGUUUAUUACUAUUUUCAGAUAGAUGUGUCUUCUUUACUCAAUAAUGCAUUAAAGUUUUUUAUGAAAUGUGCAUUGUGUGCAUUGCAAUAUCGUAGCAUUUAGACAGUAGUUUGAGGCAGUAUACAAUCAGAGCCUGCAAUGUUUGACGUGAUUACCUCAGUGCUAUACUUUGUGAGUCUCCAAAUGUUUUCACAUAUUUUUCAUUCAUCUCAAAAACAUGCAAUUAUAUGCAUUGUGUAACAAAUUACUUGACUUUUUUACAUUAACCAAAUAUUCAAUGAAGACAAUGCAAUGUGCAACAAAUGUUGCUUGACUUAUGCACUGCAAAUAAAGGAUUGUAACCAGUA
Messenger RNA from Triplophysa dalaica, 3605 nucleotides. RefSeq names its product hyaluronidase-4 (gene hyal4). The transcript is spliced from 4 exons. Gene Ontology annotation, molecular function: hyalurononglucosaminidase activity. Lineage: Eukaryota; Metazoa; Chordata; Actinopteri; Cypriniformes; Nemacheilidae. The coding region runs from base 117 to 1625 and encodes 502 amino acids. Gene Ontology annotation, biological process: hyaluronan catabolic process; carbohydrate metabolic process. The record is from RefSeq and is a predicted model, not a curated record.